GUUUAUUAAGGAGUCGAGGGUUUAUCAUCAGCGAGGUCCAAAGGGAAGAAUAAAAGAAUUAGCGAGGACAGGCUCUGAAUUUCGGUUCGAUGAGGAGUAGUUGGGGAAGAGCUUUGGGAAAUGUGAGGUCCUUUCUAGGCAAUUCUAUGGGAGGUCUUAGAGGAGGAACCAACCUCGCUUCGUGGGCCGUGGCUGGAACCCUAGCUUACUACCUUUGGGUCAAGCCAGCCCGAGACCUCCAGCGUGAACAAGAGGAAAAGGCAGCGCUUGCUGCUUUGGAUGAUCCUUAUCGCUAUGUUGAGAAACGAAAACCAAUUCCCGACCCACAGGAAACUGGUUUGAUAUACGGUAACAAGAAUAAAGGAACUCGUAAACAGGAGGAAUAAAGUGCUGGACAUCGCAUACUUGGUACUUGUAAGUUAAGGUGGUCGUUAAUUUGGCCCUAAGUUGAAGGUUCAUAAGUCGAUAUCACUUUGUAUGGAUAGCGGAUUAUUUUUAUAAGUUGCAAUAAGAUAUGGAAUGCCCCUUUUUCGUUGCCC
Molecule: messenger RNA, 539 nt
Organism: Juglans regia (Persian walnut)
Lineage: Eukaryota; Viridiplantae; Streptophyta; Magnoliopsida; Fagales; Juglandaceae
Exons: 3
Coding region: 90-386 (98 amino acids)
Source: RefSeq, a predicted model, not a curated record